AUGGUCUUCGAGGGGCCUAUUUUGCCCUAUGAAUGGGUCGAUAGACGCGGCAAAGGUUUCCAAUCGACGGACAAGUUUGUUACCGAUAGAAGACUGAUCAUGGUCGGAACAACAAAUCCUUGCAGGACAAAGAAACGUCAGGAACCGGCGCCUGCUCCUGAAUCAGGUGAAGUUAGCCAAGAGGGAGAAGCAUCUGAAUCCUAUCAGGUGACGAGAUAUUUCCAGGUACCUGAAGAGACGGAUGCAACAAAAUCCACAGCGGAAGAGCUCGAGCAAGUUGUAUUGUUUGAAAAGUUCUUGGAGAGGAAAUUCCACUUGGGGAUAGGACUGCACCCCGAGCUGAGAGCAGAAACUCGAUACCCGCAUUUGGAGAAGCUGGCCUUAGCUCUCGUAGUCACCGCUCGAAAGCUGAGGCCUUACCUCCAAUGUCACCCGAUAGUUGUGGUGACUACCUUUCCCCUGUGGAACAUCCUCCACAUACCCGAACUCUUGGGUAGAUUGGCCAAAUGGGCCGUCGAAAUGAGUGAAUUUGACAGAGUAUAUAAAUCGAGGACUGAGAUUAAGUCACAUGUUUUGGCCGACUUUGUGGCCAACUUCAGUCUGAGAUUGUUGACUCUAGCAACCAAAGAAGCAGUGAUGGUGUCAGAAUCGACAUCACCAGUUUGGGCCUUAUUUACAGAUGGAUCUUACAACGUCUGCGGGAUCUUCAAAACCAAAGAACAGCGCAUGCAACAAUACGUAGUAAAAGUCCAGGCUCUACUUGCUCGAUUUUGGGAAUGGUCAAUUACUCAUAUCCUGAGGGAAGAAAAUGCACAAGCAGAUGCAUUAGCUAACCUUGGUUCAUCAACGGAAAUGAAAGGAUCGAAUUCCGAGACGGUGGUACAACUCAUGCACUCGGUCCUGGAGGUAAAUAGCUAUUAUGAGGUAAAUAUGACUAAUUUGGGCUGGGAAUGGAGGAAUGAGAUCAUUAACUAUCUCGAGCAAGGGAAGUUUCUCGAAGACUCCAAGGCAUCCAGGGCGCUGCAGGCCAAAGCAGCACGAUAUAGCUUCAAAAGAGGCCAACUAUACAGGAAAUCUUUCCAAGGCCCAUUGGCCCGAUGCUUGGGCAAGAUAUUAUUGGCCCCUAAUGGAACAAGAUGCCAAAGCUUUCAUGCAAAAUGCGAUAAGUGCCAAAGUUGUGCACCACUGUGGGUUGAAGCAGGUCCUUAUCAAAAGAUUGAUGAGCGUAAAGUGGUGGAUUUCUUAUGGGAGAAUAUAAUUUGCAGAAUCACGUAUUUGCCCUAUCAUCCGAGCGCAAAUGGUCAAGCGAAAUCAACGAACAAAGCGAUUACACAAAAUCUCAAGAAGAGUUUGGAAGCGACUAAAGGUAAAUGGCCUGAGGAACUGCCUGGAGUUCUAUGGGCGUACCGAACAAUGACCAAAUCGAGCAGAGGAGAAACUCCUUUUUUCCCUUGUGUAUGGAGAAGAAGCCUUAAUCCCGGUAGAAGUAGGGGAGCCUACCUUGAGAUGUUUCCAGGGAAGCUAGGUCCAACCUGGGAAGACCCUUACUGGGUUUCAGCUGUCACCGAAAAGGGUUCAUACGAGUUGGAGAAUCAGGAUAGAGAAAAGUUGCCAUGCAACUGGAAUGUGGCACACCUCAAGAGAUAUUAUUUCUGA
This is a messenger RNA of Nicotiana tabacum (common tobacco), 1656 nucleotides long. NCBI's taxonomy places the organism in Eukaryota, Viridiplantae, Streptophyta, Magnoliopsida, Solanales, Solanaceae. The record is from RefSeq and is a predicted model, not a curated record.